AUGACGGCAAAUGAAGCCUCAGCGCAGCCAAAAAACUCACUUGCUAGCAUGGAGCUUUUGGCCGAAGAACAAACUAUUACCAUCAAGCAGUUGGAAUUGAAACUCAAAAAGAUUGAAGAAGAGAAUGAGAGGCUAAUUGAGAAACAAAAGGCGCAGGAAGAGGACUUGUCUAGGAGAGAGACAGAUGUGAUUCGACGUUUCAUUGUUAGUAACGUUCGGUUGGCUCAUGUCUUGUCGGUCUUGCCCAGCAAACUGCGCCGAAAAUCAUCUGGUUCUGAGUUUGAUUACGAUGGCGCGGAUGAUCCUGCCGAUGAUUAUGGGGAGGCGGUAGGAUCCGUGCAAGUCAAAGAACUAAUCCAUCGACUAAAUGUUCUCGACCCUGCCAUUGAUUUCGUGUAUCAGAAGGCUUGCGAAGCCGCACAGUCGGGUAAAAUGCGUCUCCAACAGAGUUAUGAUGAUCUCAUUGCUUGGAAGUUUACUCCUGACAGUGCAUCAGGGAAACGCCUUAUGGCAUGCAUGCGGCAGCUUUUGGAACAGAAUAAGCACCUGGGAGCCAUCAAUCAGAUGGAUCGCCUCGCGGCCUUGGAAUCCGAAACGCAGGUGCAGGUUUCGUGCAUCCUGGAGUACAUGAAAACUGCUCAAGAACUUAAUGCAGUCCUUCAAGAAUCUUCGACAGAUCUGGAUGGGGUUCAAAGCAGUCUCUUUACCUUGAAAAAGCAGCUGAACAAAGCUGAGUCACUCGUCAAUGUCCUUAAAGAAGAAUACGAAAAGGUUAAUCCCGGCCAAUCCGAUUCCCUAAUAACUGCAGCUUUGACAAGGCUUAGCCAACAGGCAAUGGCGGCGGAAAGUGAGAACACAGAGACGGAGGAAGUGGAAGGAGGCAAACCGCGGGAGGAUGGAGAGGCACAACCUUGGGUCGAAUCUACGCCAAGCACCGCCACCACCGAGGCCUCAUCGCACGAACCUAAAUAG
This is a messenger RNA of Echinococcus granulosus, 972 nucleotides long. Its product is annotated as Pre-mRNA-splicing regulator female-lethal(2)D. Gene Ontology annotation, cellular component: nucleus. The transcript is spliced from 7 exons. Bases 1 to 972 code for a protein of 323 amino acids. Gene Ontology annotation, biological process: regulation of alternative mRNA splicing, via spliceosome. The record is from RefSeq and is a predicted model, not a curated record. Lineage: Eukaryota; Metazoa; Platyhelminthes; Cestoda; Cyclophyllidea; Taeniidae.